UACCCCCGUAGCGUAAAGUUCCUGCAACGGGUGUAUAAUAUACAUGGAGGGCCUAUACGUACGUACACACACGUGCACCUUGCGCGGCGGAACAUCAUCACAAAACAAAACUGUGGCAACAAUGAUAGUGCAAGUGGAGAGGUAUGUGAAUGAAGUUCUGAGCUCCUAUGAGCAUGGUAGAGAAAGAAUUGGAGUCCUUGUCGGCAGGAUGACACCUAAGAAAGGGUUCGUGUUGUACUUUGUUCCAACCCCUGAUGUAGAAGAAAAUUUAGAUGAUGUCAAGUGUGGUUUACCCUAUGAAGACUGGUGGGUUGAGGACCAUGCCCACCAGGUGAGGGAAAUGCUGCCUGGUGGCCUCUCUGUUGUUGGACUCUGUCUUGUCUCUCCCGCCUUUGAACUUACCACUGCUGCUUCCCUAACUAAACUUGCCAGCAGAUUCAGCAAACCUUAUUUUGAAUCUGCUUGGUCUGCCUUUUUGACCAUGCAUUUCUCUACCAUUACUGGAAGCUUUACAUGUCAGUGUCAGUCAGUUCCACACAAUGUUGGGGUGAGUUAUUUUUGGUUAUGGAGAAGAUCUAAUGCUUAUGAAUCUCAGUUGCCAGUGGAAGUAGUAGUAGACGAACUCCGUGAUUUGUGGUGUUGUUUGGAGAGCAGAGUUUCUGUCCAGUUGAAUAAACUAGUACAACCAGGCAAGCCAUUUGGAGAUGUACAGGUAUGUUUUCGGCAUGGAAGAAAGUUGUUUCAUGCUUUGUACAGCAGGAGUUGAUUGCUGGCUUGAACUGUUGGAGUCUGGGCACGGUUGUAUUUGGAAAUAAGUAUGGUGGCUGUGAGGGGUGUGUGGCAGAUCAGGUAAAGGGACGUUAUGCUCGAUGUGUUGUGUAUCCAGCACACCAGGUGAGGGCAGAAAGUGGGGUGUCUUGUCGUGAGUGUAUAUAGCUACCCAUUUCCAGCCAUUGGAGUAUGGCCAGAGUGAGACAUUGGAGCUAGCAUCUGCAAUCACUCUACACGGGAAAUUUUCAGUGAUAGCCUAUGUCCCUUUGGAAGCAUCGCUUGCAGAGGCAUCAAAAGCAGUGACUGAUGAUGUGCUUCAGACUGUGGUAAUUCGGUGGAAAAAAAUGUGUGAUGAUAUGAAGCAGGAGAAAAGGCAAGCAAUUGGAAGCUGGCAACUACCGAGACGUGUGGAGCUGGCUGUAGAUAGAUGUAUGUUUCGGUUUUCUUCGUACAUGUUUUCAGAUGAAAAUGAAACGGAUGUUUGUGAGCGUGUUGGUGAAUUGUUGGGAGUAAGUAUGGACAGAGUGUCUGUAAUGGACACUGAGCAGAAUUUUAUGGAUGUGAAGCAGCAAACCCCUAGAAAGAAAGGUCCUUGGUCGCAAGUCUGUACCUUUUUUGUAACAUUGCUCUUAGUAAUAAUAUUUGUCACUUAUCUGGUAAUGAAGUAAUGCAAUGCAUGCCUGCUAUAUAUUUUUUAUAAGACCA
Geodia barretti is the source of this 1476-nucleotide messenger RNA. Lineage: Eukaryota; Metazoa; Porifera; Demospongiae; Tetractinellida; Geodiidae. The record is from the annotation of a GenBank genome assembly.